Molecule: messenger RNA, 1161 nt
Organism: Solea senegalensis (Senegalese sole)
Lineage: Eukaryota; Metazoa; Chordata; Actinopteri; Pleuronectiformes; Soleidae
Product: putative claudin-24
Exons: 1
Coding region: 136-999 (287 amino acids)
Biological process (GO): cell adhesion; bicellular tight junction assembly
Cellular component (GO): plasma membrane; bicellular tight junction
Molecular function (GO): structural molecule activity
Source: RefSeq, a predicted model, not a curated record
GGAGAGUGAGUGGUUGGUAAUGUCAUACUUUUUGUUUGUUUACAGGCAGAAAUGGACCUCAUGCUUCAAACGUCCACAAGCUACAAGUACGUUUUUUGUGUCAAGUCAAUCAAAUUUUUAAAUCAAAACCCCUGAAUGAUCUGUCGUCUUAUUUCUGUGUGUAGCAGCAGCAGCAGCAGCAGGAGCAGGAAGGGGAGGGUUGAGCUGAGCCAAGUGUCCUCCCUCCACCCUCUGUCCUCACUGCAACACCACAUGUGUUCUCCUCUGAGUGACUCCCGAGAGAGCGCGCAGUCAGCUGUGGACGUCCUUCAGAAGAAGACGCAGUGUGGAGGCUCAGUGGAGCGUGGAGACAUGGACUCGUGCGUGCUUUCUCUGGAGUUGUCGGGGAUGCUGCUGUUUGUCGGAGCGUGGCUCUGUGUCCUCACCACCACUCUCCUCCCACAGUGGCUGACCAUGUCCACGGCUCUGCUGCCUGUGGAGAGCUACGAGCUGGGCCUGUGGGAGACCUGCGUGGUCCAGGACGUGGGGGGGAUGGAGUGUCGGGCGUACGACAGCCUGCUGGGCCUCCCCACCGAUCUGAAGCUGGCCCGCGUCCUCAUGUGUGCCUCCCUGGCCGUCGGCAUGCUUGGAAUCCUGGUGUCCGUACCUGGACUUCACCUGGUCAACAGCUGCUCCAGAGCCAAGAGGACUCUGACCACAGUGGGGGCGCUGUUGGCUCUGCUCUCUGGACUUCUGUGUCUCAUCCCCGUCUCCUACAUGGCUCAUUUUGCCGUCACACACUUUUUUGACGACAAAGUUCCCGAUGUGGUUCCUCGCUGGGAGUUUGGAGCCGCGCUGUUCUGUGGCUGGACGGGAGGUUUCCUCCUGAUGGUGGCCGGUCUGCUCCUGAUCGCCUCCUGCUGGUGUUGGCAGACGCAGCCUCAGCCCGCGGCGCCGCAGCAGCAGCAGCAGCAGCAGCGCAGGUACCAGACGAUGAACGCCAGGAAAGAGUACGUUUGAAGACAGAGACACGGAGACUGAGGACAAAAAUCACAAUCACACACUCAAAUCAAAGCGCUUUAAGACAAACAUGUGAAUCUCUGAGAGGCUGCACAAUCAAAUGUUAGAUUUUAAAAGAAUAGUUUGGGGUUUUUUAAAUAAAAAGUUUUUUGCCACUUUACA